Molecule: messenger RNA, 1925 nt
Organism: Helianthus annuus (common sunflower)
Lineage: Eukaryota; Viridiplantae; Streptophyta; Magnoliopsida; Asterales; Asteraceae
Product: U-box domain-containing protein 30
Exons: 2
Coding region: 429-1760 (443 amino acids)
Biological process (GO): protein ubiquitination
Molecular function (GO): ubiquitin protein ligase activity
Source: RefSeq, a predicted model, not a curated record
AACACAAAACACCCAAAAACACUUCAACAAAAUUAAACUCUUCAUCUCAAUUUCACUUUCCCCUGUUCCUUCACUCAAUUUCAUCAUCAUCUUUCAACAUUCAAAUGCAAAGUUCACCUUUUUAAUUCUUUUAUAUCCGGAAAAAAGGUGCAUAGAUCUUUGUGCAGUCCAGUGACUGUUCUUGUUCUGUUUCUGGGUUGCUGAUGAUUCCACCCUUUUGAAUGAAUGCUUUGAUUUUUGGGUCGUGGGUCUGCUUAUUAUCAUGAUGUUUGUUAUGAUUGUGAUGAGUCUUUUACUCUUUUUGACCGUAGAAAGAAGAAAAAUCAGUUAAAAAAAGUGAUAAUGACUCCUUAACAGAGGAGAGAGAAACAAGAGAGAGAGAGAGAAAGAAGAAACAUCGUUAAAGGUUUCUCGAGGUGUUUGUGAAAAUGCCUGAGUGUAAAAAGUUGUUAUUAAACAGAGAAGGGGUUGAUGGGCAGGUGUUGGAUCUGGAUACAGCUGUUAAAGAUGGGGUUUUGGGCGGUGGUGGAGUGGGAUUUGGUGGUGGGUUUGCUGAGAAACUUGAUCUGAAAAACAUGAUUCAAGAGUUGGAUUUAUCCGAGAUCCCAUCGGUCUUCAUUUGUCCGAUUUCGCUUGAACCGAUGGAAGACCCGGUGACCCUUUGCACCGGGCAGACAUACGAGCGGUCCAACAUCUUGAAAUGGUUCGGUUUAGGCCAUUUCAUAUGCCCCACUACAAUGCAGGAACUUUGGGAUGAUAAUCUUACCCCAAACAACACUUUACAGAAACUAAUUCACACUUGGUUCUCCCAAAUGUACUUCCGAAUGAAGAAGCGAUCCGAAGAUGUACAAGGGACCGCGUGUGAGAUUCUCGACACCCUUAAAUCCGUCAAGGGCCAGGCGCGUGUGCAAUCGCUUAAAGACCUUCGACGAGUCGUUACAAACCAUGUCAUCGCACGGAAAACGGUUGUCGAUAAAGGCGGAGUGAGUCUUUUAUCAUCCUUAUUAGGUCCUUACACAUCGCACGCGAUUGGUUCCGAAGUGGUUUCGAUUCUUGUUCAAUUGGAACUAGAUUCGUCUUCGAGGUUGAACCUAACGCAGCCCGCGAAGAUAUCGUUAAUGGUCGACAUGUUAAACGAAGGUUCGAUCGAAACAAAGAUCAAUUGUACACUAUUGAUUCGACUUUUGAUGGACGAAAACGAUUUUCGAGUCGAGAUAGUGUCGAGCCGGAGUUUACUCGUCGCGUUAAUGCGACUAGUGAAAGAUAAACGACACCCAAGCGGAAACAUACACGGGUUAAACUUAAUCAAAUCGAUAUGCUCGCACGAACGAGUUCGAAGCUUGAUCGUUAGCACGAACGCAGUCCCGCAAUUAGUCGAAUUGUUACCGGGUUUCAAACACGAGUGUUUAGAACAAGCCCUUUUCAUUUUGGAUGAAUUAUCGAGUGUCCCCGAAGGUAAACUCGCGUUAAGCGAGUGUUCAACCACCAUACCGAAUAUGGUGCGAGUGUUGAUGAGGGUUUCGGAAAGGUGCACGCAACAUGCGUUGUCGAUCUUAUGGUCUAUAUGCAAGCUUUCACCGCACGAGUGUUCGUCGGUGGCUGUGGAUGUCGGUCUUGCAGCGAAGUUAUUGCUUGUUAUACAGAGCGGUUGUGAUCCGUCGUUGAAGCAACAAUCGGCAGAGCUUUUGAAGCUGUGCAGCUUGAAUUAUUCCGAUUCGAGUUUCUUCUCCAAAUGCAAGCUUACGAGAACUAUUCAGUGAUGAAUGGAGGCGAUAGCGCGUGUAUAGUCGAUCGAUUAGCUUCGAUCCGGUUCCGGAUUUGGGUAGAAGAACAGAUGUUUUUUUUUUUUUUUUUACAGAGGUUUUUUAAUCCAUUGAGUUUCAUGUUUCUGUUUUUAUAGUAGUAUCAUCUUAUGUUAAAGUCUC